This is a messenger RNA of Zymoseptoria tritici IPO323, 564 nucleotides long. RefSeq lists its product as uncharacterized. Gene Ontology annotation, cellular component: post-mRNA release spliceosomal complex; U2-type spliceosomal complex. The annotation marks the transcript as partial. The record is from RefSeq and is a predicted model, not a curated record. The transcript has a single exon. Gene Ontology annotation, biological process: mRNA splicing, via spliceosome. NCBI's taxonomy places the organism in Eukaryota, Fungi, Ascomycota, Dothideomycetes, Mycosphaerellales, Mycosphaerellaceae.
CAACACUUCUUGCAUGGGCGAGGCAUCGUAGCAGUCAGCGCCAUGCAAGGCUUCAACCGCUAUGUGCCACCCGAGCUGGAAGGGACCACAAGUGGCAACGCCUUACACAAGCGACGAGCUCCAGGAACACUCCGAAAUGGCCUACAGACCGUUCGCUUCGAGAUGCCAUACGCUGUCUGGUGCCACACAUGUAAGCCUCACGCCAUCAUAGGGCAGGGCGUACGCUUCAACGCGGAGAAGAAGAAAGUUGGCCACUACCACUCGACUCCGAUCUGGUGUUUUCGCAUGAAGCACACCGCGUGCAGUGGGAUCAUCGAAAUCAGGACGGACCCUAAGAAUACAGCUUAUGUGGUCACUGAGGGAGGCAAAGCCAGAGACUACGGAGAUUCCGAAGACCGUGUGAGAGAAGGCGAGAAUGGAGUACCAAUUUUGACCCCCGAGGAGCGGGAGCAGCGGCGAGAGGAUGCAUUUGCAAACCUCGAGGGCAAAGCAGCAGAGAAAGCUCUGGUAAAGGAUAAUACUAAACGGAUCGAAGAGCUAUAUGAAGCGCGAGAUCGGGACUGG